AUGAAACAAGUUUCUGGGAAGCUUCUGGAUGUCUUUGAACAUGUUUGCUCGAGUCAGUUCCAUGCUCCUCGAAAAUACUUUGCAAACCCUGACUCAACGCCCAACACUCAGACUUUUCAACUCUCCCCAAUUUUGUUGGUCUCCACUCUUGAUGGUCAACUGCAUGCCCUCGAUCGCCAAACUGGAAUUUGGAACUGGACUCUGAACGAUCCAAAUCAUACUUCGAAUGGUUUGCUCGAUCGUUGCGGUCUUGUCGAUUCUCCUUGUCUCUCAUCCGAUCAUUCAGAUCAAGAUCACGAGCUCUAUGCAAUCGAACCUCAGAACGAUGGCGACCUAUACGUCUUUGUCAAGUCUUCAUCUCAGCCCUCUCGCCUUGAGAAACUUCCACUCUCGGUCUCCCAACUCGUCAAUCUCUCUCCCUUCACUUUCCCCGGCGAUUCUUCUAAAAUGUUCAUAGGCAAAAAAGAAUCUCACUUGAUUGCUAUCGAUCUAAAAACUGGCUCGGUCGUCAACUCUUUAAACUCUAAACCUAAAACGGGUUCCUUGAAAGGAAAGGAAAAGUCUUCCAGGCACCAUCAAUGCCAUUCUCGACGUCCAUUUGAUUCCUCAACAAGCCAAACCGACUUCGAUAGUGACGGUACUUGUUCUGUCAAGCCAGGAACUUCUAAUUCAUCGAGUGACCCAGAUGCGAAUCAUGAACCUAUUGAUCAGCGUCCCCGUGACCUGCUCUACAUAGGUCGAACAGAUUACCAGGUAUCAAUAUAUUCGAAACCCAAUACACUCAUCCAAUCAUUGCGUUAUUCCACAUAUACCCCAUCGAACCUUCCUCACAGCCUACAUACCAUAUGGACACGGACACCGGAUGAGUUAUAUCUAGAACCCACUCACGAUGGAAACCUCGUUUGUUUCCAAGCUGCUUCACCAGCCGCCAACACUCCACUAAGCCGCUCCGAGCAUACUACGAUUAAAUGGCAGAACUCAUUUGAUCAUCCAGUCACCAGUAUCUUCGAUGUCGUCUUUCCCAGUGCUCAUGACGAACCUGCAACAUCUACCGAUCCGACCUCUCGGGAUCCUGGGCCCAGUGAAGUCCUCGACGAUUCGACUGCUAGCGCCACAAAGCCUGCGACCCUGCAGCAGCCAAUUAUCUUCGUCCAACCAAAAUUUUUACCCCACAAGGAUGAUCAAUCUCAUAGCAAAUUCCCACCUGACGAUGAUCAGUUUAAUCUUUUCAAGCAUCUUCAUUCUCAAAGUUCAUUUUCCACUCCGUUUCAGCCUGCCCAUUCAACCGGCCAGCGAAGUGCGUUCGUUGGUAAAUAUCAAGAGUCCUUCUACGUAAUGUCUCAACAAAGCUAUCCCCUUGUUGUCUUCGCACCAUCUGCGUACCAAACCCUUGGACACGAACCAUCGAUUGGAACUCAUCAUCUACUCAACUCGCAAGCCAUGAACGGUUUUCUUGAUUUCUCUUACACCAAUCGACUACUAGACCCCGCUAAUAGUCAAAAUCAGCAUCCUUCUAGCAAUCCGCCCCUAGCACUCGAUCCACCCCCCAAACCUCUGACUCUUCCACCAUCCAAAAAAGUUGUCAAUUCCAAGCUCAAUCAAAACUCGGGUCUCAGUGGUGUCCCUGUCCCUUCAACACAUACCAACUUCGUUUCAGAUUAUGAUCUACCCCAUGAGUCACCUACGCAACUUCAUCAACGCGCAGCUCAAAUUUCGUCCCUCUUGGUCAGGACGUUCAAACAACAGCUGAUGCCGAGUGAAGGGCGAAGCUCCGUGUCCACCGGGAGGUCGGAUGAACGAUUUCCGGAUUUGAACCCUUUGUUGACCAUUUUUUUAGUGUUGGUGAUAAUGAGCUGGUGGGCUUCAAGGAAAGUAGGUUCGCCGUCAACCGCUCGAUGGGAUCAUUUGCAUCGGUUAGUCAACCAAGCUUUGGGCAGUAAUGACUCUUCCAAAGUUGAGCAAGGCCCCAAAUUAAACGCGCUUGGCACGGCGGAGUCCCGAGAUGGAGCAGCCACGUCUGAAGUGCCAACCACAAUACCAAUCAAAGAGUCUGAAUGUCCUACAAGUGUCGAUGGUUCCCCAGACAAACAUCUUCUCAACGGUACUGCCGAUGACGACUCACUUCCUGCUUCGAAGCAGAAACCCAAACGCAGAAGAGGGAAGCGGCCUGGUCAGAAAGCUGCGGCUGCAGCGGCCAAAGCCGAAGCUGAGGCAGCCAAGGCUCUCAUGUCAAUAACUCCUUCCGACUCUGCCUCUUCACAGCCUGGCUCGAUGGAAGCUCGCCCCGCUGUUUCACAACCUCUGUCGGUGGGAGAGCCUAGAACCCCUCAAAAAACCAAACCAAACUAUAAAAAAAGUAAACCAAGCUCUAGCAGUGGGGUCGGAGUCUCUCAGCCAUUCGAGCAAGUUACCCCGACAGCUGCGUCAGUCAUUCACUCAAAUGCGAACGAAAACACCCCCAAUCCUGCUGCUAUCUUGUUCAAAGUGAAUGGCCCAAGUCUGCACGAACAUCAGCCAAUCAAUUCGACUGCAGAAUUUUCCGUGAAUGAUUAUCGUGGGUUUGAACCGCAAAGGGUUGGAUCGCUGAUUGUAACAAACGAAACCAUUGGGUAUGGCUCACAUGGUACCGUCGUGUUAAAAGGGACUUUCCAGGGCAGACAGGUUGCCGUCAAACGGCUUUUGAAAGAUUUCGUCACACUAGCAAGUCAUGAAGUGAGCUUGUUGCAAGAAUCUGACGAUCAUCCAAACGUGGUACGAUACUUCGUCCAGGAAUCUCUGGACAACUUUCUCUAUAUCGCGUUGGAACUAUGUAGCGCCUCGUUAUUCGAUUUAGUUGAAAAAAGACAAUUCAAGGAGUAUGAGGAGUUGGACCGAAUUUUUAAUGCCAAAAAAGCGUUAAAACAGAUCUCCUCGGGUUUGAGAUAUCUGCACAAACUCAAGAUCGUCCACAGGGAUAUCAAACCUCAAAAUAUUCUAAUUACUCUCACUAGAUCACUCCCAACUUCCAGCAAGAUUACGAGUAAGAAGCCGGGGGUCAUCUCGGCCGGUAAAAGCUUUAGGAUGCUGAUAUCUGACUUUGGAUUGUGCAAGAAGCUGGAGUUGGACGAGAGUAGUUUCGCGCAGACUGCGAAUCAUGCGGCUGGUUCGUUUGGAUACCGGGCCCCAGAAAUCUUGAAGGGACAGGUAAAUUUGAAUGAACAGGGCAACUCGACUGCUAGCUCUAGCAUGAUCAACUCCACCGUCCAAAACGCCGCCCCAGGCACUAACGGAGAAUCUAAUGGUUCCUCCUCGACAUCCAAUCCCGAAACGUCUUCCCAUCGACUGACUCGAUCGAUCGAUAUCUUUUCGUUGGGAUGUAUCUAUUACUACGUUUUGACUAAAGGCGAUCAUCCCUUCGGCUCUCGUUAUGAAAGGGAGAUGAACAUCUUGAAAGACGAAAUUUGUUUAGAACAAUUAGACGAUCUCGAUGAAGAAGCCUUCGAAGCACAGCAAUUGAUCAGAUCUAUGAUUCGAUCGAACCCAAAAGAGCGACCAACGGCAGAAGAAGUAUUACAGAACCCAUACUUUUGGGAGCCUACAAAACGGUUGAACUUCUUAUGCGAUUGCAGUGAUCGGUUUGAAAUCAUGGAACGAGAUCCCCCAGAAGAAGCGCUAAUACGCCUAGAAGAUCAAGAGCAGUUUUACAGAUACGUUCACCACAAGUCGUCCCCACUCAAUCAUCUAGUCCCGAACAAGAAUCUACAUCCUAAAGGUCUCGACUGGUAUAAAAUCAUUGAUAGGGGCCUCGUCGAUAAUUUGGGGAAGUAUCGCAAAUAUGAUGGUGGCUCAAUUCGGGAUUUGCUGAGGGUUAUGAGGAACAAAAAACAUCAUUUUCAAGAUUUGCCGGAUGGGAUCAAGAAAUCGUUGGGAGAUAUUCCUGAAGGAUUUUUGAACUAUUUCAGCAGAAAGUUCCCGUCCCUAUUGGUCCACGUCUAUUCGAUUAUCUUGGAAAGCAAUCUGAAAACUGAAAACCUUUUUGCCACUUAUUUCGAUGUCGAUGAAAUUUGA
Molecule: messenger RNA, 4047 nt
Organism: Puccinia triticina
Lineage: Eukaryota; Fungi; Basidiomycota; Pucciniomycetes; Pucciniales; Pucciniaceae
Exons: 6
Coding region: 1-4047 (1348 amino acids)
Biological process (GO): mRNA processing; IRE1-mediated unfolded protein response; intrinsic apoptotic signaling pathway in response to endoplasmic reticulum stress
Cellular component (GO): IRE1-TRAF2-ASK1 complex
Molecular function (GO): ATP binding; RNA endonuclease activity; protein serine/threonine kinase activity
Source: RefSeq, a predicted model, not a curated record